GAGAGGGGCAUUAGUUUAAUUGAAAACAACCAUAAUAUUAACACAAAAAUGUUGUAUCUGCAACUAGCUCUUUUCUUUGCGAUUUUGGUCCUUGCCAGUAGCAUUGAAUCCCUGCAGGAGGAAUACGCUAAGGAACAAUUUAAACUGCGCAAGGAGAUUUGCUACAAACAACCGGAUUAUGGCAAGUGCAAGGGUCGUCGCUCAUUGUGGUACUUCAACGUCCAUAGGCAUAAGUGCAUGAAGUUUGUUUAUUCGAAUUGCGGUGGAAAUCAGAAUCGCUUCUUUUCGAGCGCGGACUGUGAAGAGUUCUGCAAAGGAUUCCCCCUGCCUAAGCCCAAUCCAUUGCAGAAAAGAAGUUUUAAUAAGGCCAGGAAAGCUUGAAAUGUAAUAUUUUAAUAAAUGGAACUCUCCACCUAAAAAUGA
This is a messenger RNA of Drosophila ananassae, 423 nucleotides long. RefSeq names its product kunitz-type serine protease inhibitor IX. The coding region runs from base 49 to 381 and encodes 110 amino acids. Gene Ontology annotation, molecular function: serine-type endopeptidase inhibitor activity. The transcript has 2 exons. The record is from RefSeq and is a predicted model, not a curated record. NCBI's taxonomy places the organism in Eukaryota, Metazoa, Arthropoda, Insecta, Diptera, Drosophilidae.